Messenger RNA from Clupea harengus (Atlantic herring), 2147 nucleotides. It is a transcript of the gene zw10, whose product is annotated as centromere/kinetochore protein zw10 homolog. The coding region runs from base 24 to 1910 and encodes 628 amino acids. NCBI's taxonomy places the organism in Eukaryota, Metazoa, Chordata, Actinopteri, Clupeiformes, Clupeidae. Gene Ontology annotation, cellular component: nucleus; chromosome, centromeric region; RZZ complex. The transcript has 12 exons. The record is from RefSeq and is a predicted model, not a curated record. Gene Ontology annotation, biological process: mitotic spindle assembly checkpoint signaling; endoplasmic reticulum to Golgi vesicle-mediated transport; mitotic cell cycle.
AGGACGCCGUGUCGAAGGUGAAGAUGUGCAGCAGUGCAGAGAUCCCCCUGCUGAGAGUGCUAAUGUCAGAGCUGACCAUCCAGAAGGAGACCCUCCUCUACCACCUGGGGGAUGAGUGGGCCAAGAUGGUCACGUGGACCCUGCCCCCAACAACUAAAGAGCUCACCUCUCCAGAGGCCUUCCUGGGCGUGAAGCUGCACCUGAGCCGAGAGGGCAAGGCCUACGAGCCCGACCUGGCCAACGUCCUGCAGGCGCUCGCCGUCCGCGGAGACCUCCAGCGCAAGAUCAAGCAGUUCGCCCAGCUGCUGGUGAAGUACAUGUUGAGGCCGGUGAUCCUCCACCCGUCUCUGGUGGUGGAGGUGACGGAGCAGCUGUCACCCUGCGGCGUGGCGUUCACGGCUAUCAGCCUCGCCAGCCGCGAGACCGUCGCACAGCACCGUGAGCCCCCAGAGCUCUACCAGCAGGUCCUCGCCGUCCUCAAGGCCCUACACGGGCACCCCUUCAAUGCCUUGGUGGGGGAGCAGAAGGUGUGUGAGAUGCUGGGCGACCUGAUCUGGGAGGAGCUGUCGGAGAACAUUAUCCAGGACUGCCUGGUGCACUCGAUCCCAGCCAAGAGCAGCCAGCUCGACAAGUACUCUGAGGUGAUCACCCAGACCCAGGGCUUUGAGGGAUCCCUGCGUGAGAUGGGCUACCUGAGGGAGGAGGCCACGGACCUGCUGAAGUACGCCCAGAACUACAACCGCCACUUCAUCAGCAGGAAGUGCCAGGAUGUGAUCGUGGAGGCACGCCGCCUCAUGACCUCCGAGAUCCACGACACCGUCAAAAUCUCCCCCGACUACAAGCUGUCUCUCCCGGCGAUGCCCCGCCCCGUGGGGGACAAGAGGAAGCGGGGCGGCCCGAAGGCGGAGGCUCCUACCCUGGCCCUGGAGGCCCCGGGGGAUCAGCAGCAGCAGCAGCAGCAGCAGAUGGAGGCGCGCACCAUGGCCCUCCCUGCCUGCCGCGUCAGCCGCUCUGCACAGCAGAUCCUGGAGCUGGCCAUCACCACACUGGCCGAGGCUGCUGACCGAUCCAACACAAGUGCCAUCCAGAUCCUGUAUGCCGUGAGGAACAUAUUCCAUUUGUUCUGCAACGUUGUUCCCACAUAUCACGAAGAGAGCUUGCUGAAGCUACCCCAGUUGGCAGCUAUCCAUCAUAACGACUGCAUGUUCCUGGCCCACCACCUCAUCACACUGGGCCACCAUUUUGGCCCGGUGUUCACCACCGACUACACCGUCUGCUCCUUCGUGGACCUCGUCCCCAGUCUGAGAAGACAAGGCACUCGCUGCUUCAUGAGCCAGAUGGUCGUGCUUAGAGGGGAGAUCCUGGAGAGUCUGUCCACCGCCAGGGACUUCUCCAACCUGGAGGACAAGGUCAACUCAGAGACGGCCAACAAGGCCGUACGGCAGGUGGUUCUCCAGCUGAAGAGGGUGGGCAGAGUGUGGCAGGACGUGCUCCCUGUGAACAUCUACUGCAAGGCCAUGGGGACGCUCCUCAACACAGCCAUCAGCGAGCUCAUCGCCAGGAUACUGGCACUCGAGGACAUCUCUUCGGAGGAGGCCAACUUCCUCCACGGCCUCUUUGAGCACAUCCUGGUGCAGGGCCCCCAGGUCUUCACCCCCGUGCUGGAGGAGAAGGAGAACAGGAGGUACCAGGAGGAGGUGUCUGUGUACGUCACCAAGUGGAUGGCCUUCAAGGAGCUCGCCAUGGUGCUGCUGGCCAACCUCAACGACAUCCUCAACAGGUGGGCAGAGAGCAAGGGUCCACUGGCGCUCGCUUUCUCCUACAACGAGGUCAAGGGUCUGAUCCGAGCCCUCUUCCAGAACACGGACCGCAGAGCGGCCGCCCUUGCUCAGAUCGGACCCAGUUUUUGAACCCGAGGAGCCACCAGCACCACCGAGUGGUCUUUGGGCAGAGUGGACAUGUCGUGCUUGGACUGCCCAACAGCAGCAGUCUGUUCUUUUCACAUUUGAUUGACUGGUCAAGUGUGGUUUCAGGAUCAGGGUUGGAUCAUUGGCAUGAAGCUGUGCCUCAGGACAGAACAUUAAGGUCUUAAAAAAGAUCCUUCAGAAGUUCUACUGUAACCUACAGUGACCUAGAACCACACACUA